Messenger RNA from Podarcis raffonei (Aeolian wall lizard), 1497 nucleotides. RefSeq names its product CEA cell adhesion molecule 19 (gene CEACAM19). The record is from RefSeq and is a predicted model, not a curated record. The coding region runs from base 541 to 1380 and encodes 279 amino acids. NCBI's taxonomy places the organism in Eukaryota, Metazoa, Chordata, Lepidosauria, Squamata, Lacertidae. The transcript is spliced from 8 exons.
GGCAGAAAUCCAACCGGUGCAGCUCUGGCUUGCGACGGAGAUUCUGUGUGCAACAGAUAAUUACACCCUGCCUGUCUCGGAAGGCACCCUGCUCCCUCCACCUCCCUGUACCCAAAUGCCUGCAGCCAGCCCCACCUUUCCCAUCUCUCUGUCACCCUGCCGUCUAACUAGUCAGGUCGGGUUAGGACUGGGAAUGUGUGGGUGAGAAGCACAAGGGGAGAGGACUCAGGCAGUGAAGACGGAGGCAGAAAGAUCCCUUCCAGAUCUUGUCUCCUCGUCCUCAGCGGAAGGCUCGCACCCCAAAGAGGCCAGACGGGCACCAGGAGGAGGAGGAGGAGGAAGCAAUAAUUGGCAUAGGAUUCCGCCGGGAUCAGUAUCCUCUCGCAAGAGCAACGCGGACAAACCACCCUGUGGAAUGGAACAAGGAAGAAACCCGGUUGCCCAGCUGAUUGCCCAGUCUCGGUUUUAACCUCAGAAGUGUUCUUCUCGCUCGGAGGGGUCAUUUGGCGAACUUCGGCCAACUUCCACCAAAGAACCGCCAUGCAGGGUUUGAGCAGCCGGGUCCCCUUUCCUGGGGAAUUCCUGCUAGCAGCCUGCCUCGUGGGCUUGUGGGCUCCCCUGAGCCAAGCUACCAUUGGCAGCGUCUCAGUCGUGUCCAUCCCGGAGACGCCCGCCGAGGGUCAGAACGUCACCUUUGCCGUGGUCAACGUGACAGGCACCAUCCGCCAGAUCGACUGGUACCGAGGCGUGGCGACGGACGGCUCGACCCGCCUCUUCAGUUACUUCCCUGGGAACAGCAACCCACAACGGAACGGGGUGCAACAUACGGGGAGGGAAUUCGGCUUCCCCAACGGGUCCCUCCUCAUCACCAGGGUCAGGCCCAAUGACAGCAAGGUCUACACCGUGAUGCUUCUCAUGCGUCCCAAAGGCUCUCUCAAAGGGUCCAUCGAGCUACAUCUGGCACGCUCAACUACCACCCCCCCACCCCCAACGACUCCCACCACAGAGCCGCCUCCUGCGAAGGAGCUCACCAAACCUCCUUUGAUGCUGGGCUGGAUUGUCGCUGGAGUCGUGGUUGGCAUCCUGCUAGCGGGAGCUGUCGGAGCUGUCCUGGUCUACCGCUUCGUCUUACAGAAGGCGGACCCAGGCACGGGGAUGCCCGCAAGACUGGAUCCAAGAGGGAAAAAGCCACCAGCACCCAAACAUGGUGACAAAGAGCCCAUCUAUGAAACGAUGGAUUCGCCUGUGGAAUCGCCCAGAGUAGAAGGGAAGGCGCCUCCGCCAAUGUCUGGACCUCUCCCCAAAUGUAAGCCUGUCAUCACGCUUUGCAGUUUGCAAGCCGGCCCGACCACUGGGACUACAAAGGGAAGCAUCGCCUGACAUCGCUAUGAAGUCAGGUGAUUGACAGGAGUUGCUUCGCAGAGCAGAAUCCAUUUACGCCGAGAUCAAGAGGUGAUUCCUUGCGUUGAAAGAUGCUCCUCUAACUGCACCCCCCCC